AUGAGCACACUUCUGUUCACGUCCUUUGCUCACUUCGCAGGAAAUGUUGCGACUUGGUCAGCUGAUCGAACAUCACAUGCCAAAGGAGCAUUCCUUACGAGACUUCCGUCGCCCACUUUUGUUCACUUCGAGGUAAGCGUUGCGACUCGGUCAGCUGAUCGAACAUCACAUGCCAAAGGACCAUUCAUUAGGAGACCUUUGUUCACCUCUUUUGCUCACUUCGAAAGAAACGUUGCGACUCGUUCAGCUCGUCGAACAUCACAUGGCAAAGGUACAUUUCGUACCAUAAAUCUGCUCACCACUUUUCCUUACUACGAAGCAAACGUUGCGACUCGGUCAGCUCAUCGAACAUCACAUGGCAAAGGAACAUUCAUGAUAAGACUUCUGUUCACCUGUUUUGCUCACUUCGAAGCAAACGUUGCGACUCGGUCAGCUCAUCGAACAUCACAUGGCAAAGGAACAUUCAUGAUAAGACUUCGGUUCACCUGUUUUGAUAGCUUCGAAGGAAACGUUGCGAUUCGGUCAGCUCAUUGA
Rotaria socialis is the source of this 534-nucleotide messenger RNA. The record is from the annotation of a GenBank genome assembly. Lineage: Eukaryota; Metazoa; Rotifera; Eurotatoria; Philodinida; Philodinidae.